This is a messenger RNA of Elgaria multicarinata webbii, 1173 nucleotides long. It is a transcript of the gene NOXRED1, whose product is annotated as NADP dependent oxidoreductase domain containing 1. The transcript is spliced from 6 exons. NCBI's taxonomy places the organism in Eukaryota, Metazoa, Chordata, Lepidosauria, Squamata, Anguidae. Bases 34 to 1173 code for a protein of 379 amino acids. The record is from RefSeq and is a predicted model, not a curated record. Gene Ontology annotation, molecular function: pyrroline-5-carboxylate reductase activity. Gene Ontology annotation, biological process: L-proline biosynthetic process.
ACUGUCCGUGGAAGGCUUUUGUUCAAGUACAAGAUGGCUGACAUUAUGGCAAACCUGAAGACCUUUCAGCCCGAAUAUGGGUCAGGGACGAAUGAGCCCUUACUGCGUCUGAAAUGCCGUGCCAAAGGUCUGACCGUGAAUGCCUGUGCCCAUGCACUCUUCUUCUGCAAAAUGCUCCAGGCUACCAGGCAGAAAGAGGAGCACCUGAAGAUUGGGAUUAUUGGUGGAGGCCAUAUUGGGAAACAGCUGGCCAGGAUGUUGCUACAGCUGAGCGGCAUUCCAGGAAGAAACAUCCAGAUCUCUACAAGGCGGCCAGAAACUCUAUUAGAAUUCGAGAUGGUGGGAGUUGACUGCUUCUACAACAACAGGCAGCUGGUGGGCUGGGCAGAUGUUGUGUUUCUUUGCUGUCUUCCGUCACAUCUCCUACACAUCUGCUCAGAAAUUCAGGGUGUACUAAAAAAAUGUUGCAUUAUAUACAGCCUAAUCACAGCGAUUCCACUGCCCAGGCUGCAGCAACUUCUUUCCUACAAUUCCAUCUUGAGACCACGGUACACAUUCACAGACAACGGCCCUUUUCCUAUUUGGGAAGCUAACAGGACAGUUGUGGAAACCCUCAAAGACCCAGCAGUUAUUCAGGCUACAUGUCCCUGUAACCCAAAGGGGGAAGUUGUUGUCAAUAUGAAGUGGCUGGCAGCUGUGUUCUAUGCAGCUCUCAAUAGCUACACCUGGCAGCAACUGUCCUAUGCGAAGGCCCUGGUCUUACUCAAUGAAGUGUGCUUUCCUGAGGAUAAAGCCAUUGGCCCUGCGGAAGAUAAAUCACCACCACCAUUUCUAGCUUGUGAAAAUUUUAUUAACCGAGCCUUUGCUCUCUCUUUAGAACCUAACGAUUCCUUCCCUUGCUUUGACCUGACAACAACACAGCUAAAAGACUCGCCUUUUAGCCAGCUUCUUGCAACAAGUACAUCUUUCAAGGACAGCAUUGCCUCCUUCUACUGUAACAUGAUUGCCAUAUCAUCCACAAACAACGAAGAAUCCAUGACAGCUACGUCUACAAGAGUAUCUCUUUCAGCUGUGCUACUGAAUCCCCACAAGUCUUUGAAUCAGAGCACUGAUGAGACUUGUAUAAGAAAAGGAGAAGAAGCAUUGAGUACUGAUUCUGAAGACAUAAAUUAA